This is a messenger RNA of Closterium sp. NIES-65, 1377 nucleotides long. The record is from the annotation of a GenBank genome assembly. NCBI's taxonomy places the organism in Eukaryota, Viridiplantae, Streptophyta, Zygnematophyceae, Desmidiales, Closteriaceae.
AUGGUCGGAGCGCGCCGAGCCCGUUUCCGCGGCGGAGCAGGCGAAACUGGGAUUGGAAGGUCCUCCGAACGGGGAGGCGGGGAGGAGCGACGGUGGAUCAGAGCGGAGCGAUGCGAUGGGGUCGCGGGGAAGGUGGGGAAGGGUGGGGAGGAUGGGGAGGAUGGGGAAAGGUGGGGAGGAUGGGAAGGGUGGGGAGGGUGGGGAGGGAGUGGAAGGUGGGGAGGGUGGGAAAUGUACGCUGCUCUCACUCCCUUCCCUUCCACCCGUUCUCCAUGUGUAUGGAUUCUUGACUUGUCGCUAUGCCAUUCGCCUUCCAAGUCGUCUCAAUACGCUAUUUCCUGGUACAUUCAAAACAAUGCUCUGACAUUUGGCCCUGUCUCCGCCUCCCCGUCCCCUUUCACACCCCCCUCCCCCCCCCACCCCCCUGCCUUUCUCCGCCACUUCCCCCUGCCUCUCACGCCCCCCUGCUUUCCACCCUCACUCCCCCCUUCUCCGCAUUUCCCACCAAACAAAUGUCAAUUGUGUCUCCACCUCCUCUCACCUUUCCACCUGCCCCCCAGACACCUCCUCUCAGACCCCGGGCAGAAAAAAAAGAAGGGAGUCACAACAGCAGAGGACGUCGAGUUCUUUCUGCGCCGCCGCUUCCCCUCCUGCAAGCUGGAAUACAUCGGCGGGCAGCCCGGGCAGGCGAAAGAAAAAGGCGAGGGAAUCGUGUGGCCCGUGUUUGUGUUCGACCCUUUCGUCAACGACACCGCCUUUGCCUCCAUGCUGCAACCCAUCAAGGGCCUCUCCCCCCGCCGCUCCCCCCAGUUCCGCCCCUUUGCCCUCGGGCCUCGAGACGGGGUCGCCCUCUUCCACCCCAUUCCCACUUCCUCCUCUUCCUCCUCCUCCCCCUCAUUCUCUGCAUCUUCUGCUGCUGCUGACACCUCCUCCUUGUCUCAAGAGACGCGGGAAGCGGCAGUGCUCCGCCUGCGCACGUUUAUGUGCAUGCACUCCCACCGUUGGAUCGACAUCCUACGGCUGGAUAUUGCCGGGCUCGAGCUCGAUCUGUGCGAGAAUGCCGCAACAGCAGCAGCAGCAGGAGGAGGGGGAGGGGGGUUAGGAGGGGGAGAUGCGUUCAGCACGAGUGUGGGAGAUCUGACGCAACAUGGUGCUGCAGCAUUGGCCGAGAAGACCCCUGUGGGGCCCACACCAGGGAGCGUUCCUAUUGGCCAGGUGGCGGUGAGGUUCCACGCUGAGCUGGCGGGGAGGGACGGGGCGAAGAGGCGGCAGAAGUGCGAGGAGACGUUUGCGGCGUGGGGGCUGAAGAAGGUGCAUGUGAUGGGGGAUGGGAGCACCGUGCUGUUUGCUCGCACUGAUGCUGCUGCUGCAUUGUAA